UUAAAAGCGUAUGUUAUACGCACCACACAUACAUCGUACAUACUUCACACAACCACGCAGAUAUAUAUUUGUUAUUUUGGCUUUUUCCUGGCGUAUUUUAUUCAUAUUUUAGCUUAUUUCUGGGAUAUUUUAGUAAGACAUAUGACAGAUUUUGAAAUUUCGAGUUGGCAACACUGGCGCAGACUGCUUUCGUCUUCCAUCGCACUUAGGUCGAUAGAACAGUGACUAUACGCUUCGUGUGUAUUCACGAUUCUGUUUGGACAUUGUAGUCAUCUUGAUGGUGGAUUGGCAUUAAGUGCCUUAAUGCUAUCCUGGUAGUGAGAUAUCGUUUCGCAAUUCGUGGCCGUGUGCGCUACAAAAUCUUACGGGCGGAAGACUGAGAAAUAAUUCCACGGAGCAAUUCCGCCGAACAAUCAAUCGGAUCCUUCGUCAAUUAAUUCGGUAUCGAGCGUAGCUCGCGCCUUAACUCUCCACCGUUUCGCUAAAACUGAAUCGGUACUCGUUUCUACACCCCCCUCUGAGUGCUCCAAACAGUAAGCAUCUCAACUUUUUAUCUGAAUGAUAGUUUCAAAGCAGGAUGUGAUGGAACUAUAUGCAGAGGUGAUAAUUACAUUGUUAGAAUGAGAAUCUUUUUUUCGUUGAGGUGUUUGAACAAAUAUUCAGAGAGUUCAUUUAAACCAUUGGUGAUAUCAUCUUCCUUUAUGUCUUCACUAUUCGCACGCAAUUGUUCACAUUUUUUUCACUCAUGGGGCUCCAGAUUUAUGCUCUUACAUAAAUACUUGUGAUCAUUGUAAGUCGAUCGUACCACUUUCUUCUUCUUUUUCAUGUGUCUUGCCCGGUCCUCCGGAUGUUGGCAAUCACUCUGGCCAUACCUCACCAUAUUGAUAUUCUGGGAAUUAAAUAAACUGAAGUAGUUUCUUGUUGCCUUCUUCGGUUAAACAUUGUUUAAACAUGAGGUUUCACACAGUGAUUACUGAGACUGUAUAUGGACCAACAGCUUAACGUCUCUUCCGACAAAUGGAGCCCAGUUUUCCAUACAUGAAUCCUCCACUCUUUUAUUCAAUAUGGAAAGCGCAGCUUGGAAUAAAAUUCUGGUGAGGAUAUUGGAUCAACAUACGACCCAUUACGACGGGUUGCCCGCCCAAAGAUGUGCGCGUCCAGAUGUUAAUUUCGGAUUUGUCGAUAUAGUCAUACCUUUCCAACGAAGUUAUAGCGUUUCUAAUUAUCCUAAUUAUUAUAAUAAAAACAAAAAAGGCAUACGGGACCUACAGUUUAACGGCGACUCCAAACGGCAUACGUUUUGUGAAAGAUUCUGUGGGCGGAGUCAUAAUUUCUGGUGGCUUUGCCAAGACCGUCCAGAGGACGACACGAGCGUAUAUAAAUUUUUCCGGUUCUACCGGGGGAAUCGAAUCUAGGACUGCUAAUGUCGCAGAUCAAUGUGCUGUCUGCUACACCAUGCUCACUCUCCGUUUGUAUUCUAAAAAUACAAAACAACCAGUUAGCCCAUUGAUGAUAAUUUAUAUCAUGCUACCACCACAACUAAAUAAGAAUAUAUUUACUUCACUGCUCUCUUCACUCAGAUCACUAUCAGAAGACAUUUCUCUCAAAUAAUUUUGGGCUAUUGUACAGAUAGGUUUUAUACUAUUGUAGAUAAUUUAUAUAUAUAUAUAUAUAUAUGUGUGUAAAUAGAUUUUCUUCUUCUCUCAAAACUAGUAUACCAGUUACACCGUCUGCGCCGUACAUAUUUUCCUCCAUAUCUUUCAAUUCCCCUUCAUUCCUUUUCAUCCCCUCUAUCUUCCCGUUUCGCCCCUCCAUGAAGGCUUCUUUAUCCUUUUACGCGUCUUUAUCCUAUUACGCGUCUUUAGAAAAAGAUGGAAUGGUACCCGUACAGCAACUAUUUCUUUCUAAUUUCUAACGUGUUCAAACAAAAGGAGACCGCGCUAGUUAUUAUACAUCUAUGGCCGAUAACUAUCGGCUAGAGAACGUGUCGUUGCGCAAGUAUAACAUAUGGCAAAAAAGCUGCGCAACGUAUCGAUCCGAUAAUUGUCGAUAGACGGUUACAGAAUCCUUCUAUAGGACCGUCAUGCGAUAUGCACUUUAAAAGUGUGAAAGAGGUACAAAAAUGUAUCGACGAUUUCAUUGACUCAAAGUCACCAUCUUCCUUUUUUUGAGAGGGAAUUCUUCAGCUACCCGAUAAGUGAAGAGAAGUAUUAGAAAAUCAUAGCGAAUAUUUCGAAGAUUAAUAUGUUUGUUAUUUUUUUGUAAAUAAAAUCUCAAGUUUUUCCAAAAAGCAGCGAGUUAAUUUGCACACCCAAUACGUAUGUCGCAAAUUUGAAUUUUACUUAUUUUAC
Molecule: messenger RNA, 2351 nt
Organism: Dinoponera quadriceps
Lineage: Eukaryota; Metazoa; Arthropoda; Insecta; Hymenoptera; Formicidae
Exons: 3
Coding region: 1065-1415 (116 amino acids)
Source: RefSeq, a predicted model, not a curated record